AUGGUUCGACUGAGUGCGGUUCUAUUGAUGCUCGGAUUGGGAUGCUUGGAAUUUGGUUAUAUUGUAGCCGAAUGUGCUGGACCCACUAUGGGAAUAGAUAGUUUUCUGCAAUUGGAGGCGGUGCUGGUGAAGCACUUGGAGUCAUAUGUGGACAAGGUGCAGAAUGAGCAAGAGACGAUUUCAAGUUACUUGACCGACAUCGACAAUUUACACGAGCAUAUGAAUAGUCCGGAGGAGUACUAUGGUAAUCCAAUCAACGCGUUCUUGACCAUUAAUCGGUUCGCCAGCCUCUGGAAGCAUGAGAUAUUUGAUGUGUUGCUGGAAAACAAUACGCAUAGCGAAUAUAUAAGUGCGAUCGAUACCGAGAUGGAUAAAAAGAAACUUAGAGGACCCACGAAUGAGGAUCUCCUCAUCGCCGCUGGCAAUCUAUUGGAUAUGCAGGAGCUCACACGCAUUCCCACCUCUGAGCUAGCCAACGAAGUUGUGCUGAGGGAUUUCUAUACUGACAAGAAUGUGACUCUGAGCGCCAGCGAAUGCUACGAAAUCGGAAGCAGUUUUUAUGAACUGCAGAGCUAUGAAUAUGCAGCUCAGUGGCUACAGCAGGCGCGCAAGCGUGCAUCUCUGGAAACCUCGGCGAGUGCCAGUAAAAUACAUAUUCUGCAACACCUGGCUCUGGUAUACAAGAAGCUAAACAACACUAAGCUCGCUUAUAAGCUCACUAACGAAAUUCUAAAACUCGAACCGACCAAUCAGGAAGCCCUCAAUACUAAAACCUUGCUAGAAACGGAGCUGCUGCUCGAUCGCAUAAGGAUAUCAAAGGUAACGGUGGAUGAGGAAACGGAUGAGAAUCACUUAGAGCUUUAA
Messenger RNA from Drosophila arizonae, 864 nucleotides. Its product is annotated as prolyl 4-hydroxylase subunit alpha-1-like. Gene Ontology annotation, cellular component: endoplasmic reticulum. Lineage: Eukaryota; Metazoa; Arthropoda; Insecta; Diptera; Drosophilidae. The record is from RefSeq and is a predicted model, not a curated record. Gene Ontology annotation, molecular function: protein binding; procollagen-proline 4-dioxygenase activity.